This is a messenger RNA of Meloidogyne enterolobii, 1524 nucleotides long. The record is from the annotation of a GenBank genome assembly. NCBI's taxonomy places the organism in Eukaryota, Metazoa, Nematoda, Chromadorea, Rhabditida, Meloidogynidae.
UUAAACAAAUAUUUACAAAAAAAUUUAAAAAAUAUAGAGUUGUGGAGAAGAAUAAUUGAAAAAUGGGAAAGAGAACAAGCAUUUCCGGAAGUUUUUGAUGAAAAAGAGAAGCAAAAAUAUUUUGUAAAAUUGGAAAAAAAUAUUAAAAAAUUAAAAGAAAAAUUGGAAAAUAAAAUAAAAGAUAUUUUUAAAAAAUUUUCAAAAGAAUUUUUGGUAAAAAAUUUGUGUGAUAAAGAGAUGAUUAAUUUUUUGGGAAAUUAUGAGGAUAUGAUGACAAAAUUGGAAAUUAAUUAUUACAAAGAAUUGAGAAAACAAAUUAUUGGAAAAGAAGAAGAAAUUAAUUUAGUUAUUAAUUCUCCAAAAUGUGAAAAGAGUAGAGGAGGAUUUUUAUUAUCCGCAUGUACUAGAAAUUCAAUUAACGUUAUUGAACCGAUAGGUAAAAGUAAUACCAACAAUGAAGUUAGUAAUGUUAAAUUAAUUGAAGAAGAAAAAUUGAAAAAUAAAUUUGAAAGAUCAAGUGCCAUUUGUUUCUCACUUAGAAAAUAUUUAUGUGAUGUAAAUUUUAACAGAACACCUAAAUGGGAAAAUGAAGAAGAUUGUGACAGUAAAGCUGAAAAUUGUGAAGAAAUGAAAAGAAUAAAAAAUAAGCACGAAAGAAUAUUUAGAAGAAUUCAAUCAAGAUAUCCACAUGGCUAUAAAGACGAUUUCAAAUUAACGAUUUUCUUUCCAGAAAAAUUUAGAAAACUUUGGAACUUUUUUGGAGUAGAUAUUAAAGAUUUAAUUAUAUCUUUAACAUUUGCUCGAUUAGAAGGUUUUGAUAAUCCUGCAAAAAGUGGAGCUAGCUUUUUUACUUCUUGGGAUAAAAAAUAUUUUUUAAAAAGUGUCAUGUCUGAACCAAAAUGGUAUUCAAAAUUUAAAAAAUUUGAUUUGAUGGAUUUUAUAAAAUUUAUUGGAAAUAAAUUAGAACCUGAAGUUGAGAAAGAUUUCUUCUUUUUUGAUGAAGAAAAUGGAAAGUUUGAAAAAAGUUUUGAAGAAGAAAAUAAACAUUUGUUAAAUUAUCAAAGAACCCCGUCUUUAUAUUUUAAUGAAAAUGAAAGAAAAUUUAGAGGAGGAUUUUUAGAAUAUUUUGAUUUGAUAAGUUCUCUUUAUUCAACAAAAAAAUUAGUUUUUAAAAAUAAAAGAGAAACUCUUUUACCAAAAUUCUUUCUUCUUUUUAGUUUCACCCCAUUAAAUGGGCAAUCGAAAAGUGAAAUUUUCUCAAUUCAAAACGGCCUCUUCCCUGAAGGAACGCCAAAAAUUCAUUUAAUUUUUGACUUAAAGGGAUCUAAAAGAAUAUUACCAACGGAAGAAGGUUUAGAAAAACUUUUAAAAAAUGGGAAAAGUCCAAAUUGGACAGAACUAAAUUUUGUUAAUGAAGAGGGAGGGGAAGAUGGAGGGUUUUUCCCUAAUGGUAUAAAAUUAAACGAAAGUGACUUUGAAAAUUUUAAACAAAUGAUUGAAGAGGAUAGUAAGGUUGGCAUUUAA